UAUAACUUUAGAAGAAGAAUCGAUUUUAGAGAGAAAAUAUGACUCUUUGGGUUUGACCAACAUACUUAGAUUGGAACAGAUUGUUUAGAAUGACGCCAGAGAAAUGGUUUAAUUCUGCAACCACCAAGACUUGUGAAAACUCGAAAUGUUGAUCAAAAUUGCCACGUAUUUGCAUAUGUUUUUGUUAUUAUUAAUUACAAAUUGCAAUUUAAUCUGGGCAACAUCCCCAAGUGUUCCUUGGUACGAAGAUUUACCUGCCGUUGCUAUGGAUUAUAAGGUUCACAUAGACCCUGGUAAAGAAGAUUGCUAUUUUCAAUAUGUUAACCCCGGAGCAACAUUUUAUGUUAGCUUUCAGGUCUUAAGAGGGGGCGAUGGUAUGGCUGGUUUUGCUGUUCGACAUCCCUCUGGCCAAAUAGUCCAUCCUUAUCAAUGGAAAGCUAACGGUGAAUAUCAAGAUCAAACCUCUGUAGGUGGUUAUUAUUCUGUUUGCAUUGAUAACCAAUUCUCGAGGUUUGCUGACAAACUUGUUAACCUUUACUUGACUGUAGUAAGAUAUGAUCUGUGGGACAAGUAUGCUAAAGAAAUUGAAGCCACCAAUAUGAAUAUGGAAAAUUUUACGACUACAAUAAGGACUGCAGAAAUGAAUAUAAACACAAUGCUUCAAUUUCUCCACCAUUCAAGAGGCUUGGAAAGUCGUGAUUAUAAUCUUUUAACUGCCAACAACUCGUAUGUGUUUAGGUGGUCAUUAAUACAAAUUUUAGUUAUUGUGGGAACCACAGCACUUCAAGUCUACUUUGUGAAAAAACUUUUUGACACAAAAUCUGGUUCCAGCAAAACAAGAAUUUAAUACCGUUUAUUGGUGCAUUAUUUUUGGAAAAUGUAAGUGAUCUGAAUAUGUUUUCGCGUUGACAACUUCUAACCGUUCAUUUGUAAAUGUUGCCAUUAAUUCAUAGUCCAUGUAAUUAUGUAAUUAAUUUUAUAAUUCUUUUUUUAAUUGGGCAGUCACAAUUUUACACAGGCAUCAGUAUAAUUUGCAUUUACCCAUUCAUAAUGGGAAGAAGCAUUUCUGUGAUCAAUAUUGUUGUGUGUGGAAAACUUUAAAACUUUUAUACAUUUUUUUCUUACAAAAAUCUAAUUAUUUUUUUUUGUACUGUUUUUUGUUAAUAUUGGAGAUCGUUUAUAUAUUUACUGGUGUACUACACGUAUUUUACUAAAAGUUUUUUAUUAAUUUGAAAUCGUGUAAAAUUAUUGUAUGCAUAUACAGGGUCUGAAAAUAAAACAUGACAGUCGUUAUUUUUGAAAAAUA
Molecule: messenger RNA, 1306 nt
Organism: Agrilus planipennis (emerald ash borer)
Lineage: Eukaryota; Metazoa; Arthropoda; Insecta; Coleoptera; Buprestidae
Gene: loj
Product: transmembrane emp24 domain-containing protein 5
Exons: 4
Coding region: 146-847 (233 amino acids)
Biological process (GO): endoplasmic reticulum to Golgi vesicle-mediated transport; Golgi organization; intracellular protein transport
Cellular component (GO): endoplasmic reticulum; endoplasmic reticulum-Golgi intermediate compartment; Golgi apparatus
Source: RefSeq, a predicted model, not a curated record